AUGAAUUGUAACGUGUUCAUAGCUUUCGCCUCCGCACUUCUCGUAAUGACUUUGCAGACGACCGACUUCCAAGACAACCUUAUCAAUGGGUACCGAACGUUGAUAGCGGACAUACAAGUGCGAACACAGAAAUCACGAGAAGACAUGGAUACAUUGGUGUCACAAAUCAAACUUCUCAUGAAGAACGAGGCAGACAAAGCCAUUAAUUACAUGACGGUCUACCUUGAACAAAUAUCAUUAUACUUUCAGAUUAUAAUUCACGAUAGGAAGCCGAGAAAUGGAACUUAUUGUAAAGAGAGCAUCGUAAAACUCUUGGGAGAGAAUCUGCAGUUGGCAGAUGAGAAUGUUACAUUAUGUUUAGCUCUUGGAUAUCAGAGGGUACAAAGACUACCGGAAAAACUGCAAGUGCACUUUGAAACAUUAGAAAAUCUGAAGAAAUAUUCGGCAUCGAAAUUAUUCGAAUGCCAGAAACAACAGCAGGUCGGAGGGAAUUGCUCACAUGAAAGCCAAGACCUUGAAAGGACUGUUUUCCUUUACGAAACGUCGCCUUUUCCAGUUGUGAUGGCUGAAAUCGCAAUUCAUGGUUUCAAAGAGGUGUCGGAUCUAAGUGUUUGCCUUAAAGACAUAAUAUCAAGGAUGAUGACGCACUCCGUCAAAGUGAUUGGAGACUUCAACAGGUGCAUCCAUAACAUCGAAAUGCCCAAGUUGAAGUAUUUACUGAAAUUCAUGAAGAAAUAUGCG
Messenger RNA from Iphiclides podalirius (scarce swallowtail), 741 nucleotides. The record is from the annotation of a GenBank genome assembly. NCBI's taxonomy places the organism in Eukaryota, Metazoa, Arthropoda, Insecta, Lepidoptera, Papilionidae.